AUCUCAGUCCUAGCAGCCACCCUAUACCUAGAGGGAAUCAAGUGACCCGACUCUGACCUUGGGCUUCAGGCCAGAAAAGAGGGGGAGAGGAGGGCGGUGGGAAUGUGAGAAAACAGGGUGAAGGUGGAUCCAGACCCGCCCCUCCUCAGCUUCCUAUAAGGGCUGGGGACCUGGGACUACAGGUUCACUCACCAUGAGGACUCCCAUGAAACCGGGGACCUUCCUGCUGGCGUUUACGCUGCUCUGCACCCUCCUGGGUCUGGGGUGCCCGCUGAGCUGUGAAGUGUGCCGGGGCUCCGGGCCCACGUGCAGCGGAAAAAUGAAGGCCUGCGAGGCCGGCAAGGACGCAUGCGUGGUCAUCGUCGGGGAGUCGAGCACAAAGGGCCAUCACGCUCUGAACACCUACAAGGCCUGCAUGAAGUACAGCGACUGCUACACGGGAUUCGUGUCCACCACGAUGGGCCCCAAGGACUACAUGGUGUCCAACACCCGCUGCUGCCAGAGUGACGGCUGUAACCAUGGCUCCGUGCCCCCUCCUCAGAACAAUCGCACUGAGAACGGUCUCCAGUGCCCAGCCUGCAUCGCGCCCUUUCAGGAGACAUGCCCUGGGACCCAGGCAGCCCGCUGUGUUGGCCAGGAAACCCACUGCGUCUACUUCGCUGGCAACGUGCAGGCUGGUCUCAUCAACCCCAAAUUUGCCACUCGGGGCUGUGCUACAGAGAGUGCCUGCUACGCCAAGGCUGGGGCCAAGGUGCCUUCAGCCUCCUAUCUCUACUUCCUCCACCGAGCAGACUGCCUUCCAGCCUCCCAGCCCCCUAGCAGGGCAGAGUGAAGAACUGAGGAAUAUGUGGCUUGAGCCACAUAUUUGUCCUCAGCCUACACCUCCCCAUGUGCCUGAAUUCUUGUGAUAUGAUGCAUCUCAGGAAGGUAGGGUGCAGAAAACAGGGGUCCUAACCCUUGGGAACUUCCUCUUUGCAAGGAAGGGAGAGAAGACCCUACUGUUUAUUAAAGGAGUGCUCCCUGCUGGGCUGCUGUGCAGUGUU
This is a messenger RNA of Neomonachus schauinslandi (Hawaiian monk seal), 1043 nucleotides long. It is a transcript of the gene PINLYP, whose product is annotated as phospholipase A2 inhibitor and LY6/PLAUR domain containing. The transcript is spliced from 6 exons. Gene Ontology annotation, cellular component: extracellular region. Gene Ontology annotation, molecular function: phospholipase inhibitor activity. Bases 194 to 832 code for a protein of 212 amino acids. The record is from RefSeq and is a predicted model, not a curated record. NCBI's taxonomy places the organism in Eukaryota, Metazoa, Chordata, Mammalia, Carnivora, Phocidae.